UUUUCAAAAGCUGGAUGAUCUGAAAAGGAGGAAAAGAGAGCAGGAAAAUCGAAAGAGGAGAGGAAUUUGUCUCGCUCACCAUGCCAAGUCUGAUCUCAAUCGCCGCUCCACAGGUGGAUGAAUUCAUCACCUCCCCGAAGAAGCUCAAAGCUGCGGCAAUUCGGCACAGCAGGAACUCCCGGUUGUGGAGAAGGAUUCAAAGCACCACGCUGUGGCUCUUCCUCAUCGUCAGCUUCACGCUCUUGACCAUGAUCAAGUCGGUCGUCAUCUGGCAUCCGGGAAACCUCCUCAAAAAUCCAUGUCAAACGGUAAGAACCAUCUAUGGAAUUCACCGGCGAUUGAUCACGGAGAACCUCAACCUCGAUCCCGCGAGCCACCGGCGGCCUCAGCAGCAAUUGCCGCUGAUGAUCCUCCCUCUCAAGCCGCACGAAUUGCCCAAGAACUUGAGCGAUUCGGAGAGGGAGUUUUGGAAGCAGCCCAACGAUCUCGGGUACCGACCGUGCCUGGAGAUCAGCAAGGAAUAUGCUCAGGCAUCUAGCGCGAUCAUCCGGCAGAGGAGGAAGUAUCUCAUGGUGGUCGUGAACGGAGGAUUGAAUCAACAGAGGAACCAGAUCGUCGACGCCGUGCUCAUCGCCAGGAUUCUCGAGGCCGCGCUUGUGAUUCCAGUGCUGCAAGUCAACCAGAUUUGGGGCGAUGAGAGCGAAUUCUCGGAGAUUUUCGAUGUGGAGCACUUCAAGAGGAUCUUGAGAGACGACAUCAGGAUCGUCUCGUCGCUCCCAUCGACGCACGUCGUGGCGAGGCCAGCGGUGGAGAGCAAUAUGCCGCUACACGCAAGCCCUGACUGGAUUAAAUCGCACUACACCCGAAAGCUCCGCCGCGACGGCGUGCUGCUGCUACGCGGAAUGGACUCGCGCCUUUCCCAUGAUCUCCCGUCCGACCUCCAGAAGCUCAAAUGCAAGGCGGCAUUCCAUGCGCUGAGAUUCGCGCCGUCGCUGCAAGCUCUCGGGGAGAAGCUCGCGAGGAGGAUGUGGGAAGAAGGGCCUUUCGUGGCGCUCCAUUUGAGGCUGGAGAAGGAUGUGUGGGUGAGAACUGGAUGCCUGCCGGGAUUGAGCGCGGAAUUGGACGAAGAAAUCCGGAUCGCCAGGAUCAAAAGCCCCCAAUUGCUCACCUCGCGAUCCAACAUGACUUUCGAGGAGCGACGUAAGCAGGGACUCUGUCCCCUCACUGCGCAUGAGAUCGCAAGGACAUUGAGAGCACUGGGGGCGAAUUCAAGGACUCGGGUAUUCUGGGCUGGAGGAGAGGCAUUUGGAGGAUCUAAAUCGCUGGAGCCACUGAGGGCAGAGUUCCCGCUUCUCUACGACAAAUUCUCCAUUGCUGAGCCAUGGGAGAUGGAGCCAUUCAGGGAAAAAGCUUCGAGCUUGGCCGCGAUUGAUUAUAUCAUCACCCUCAACAGUGAUGUCUUCAUCCCCUCCCAUGGUGGAAACAUGGGCCACGCUCUCCGGGGUCAUCGAGCAUACGUUGGUCAUCGCAAGUACAUCACGCCACAAAAGAGAGAUUUGAUCCAGCUGUUUCUCAAUUCAAGCUCCAUGCGCGAGGAAGAGAUAAAUGAUGAGAUCAAGAGGCUCCACUCUGAGGCCAAUGGAAGACCCCAGCUUAGAAUGGAGAAACCAACUAGGGAUGUGCUCGGUUACCCUGUACCUGAGUGUAUGUGCCGCUCAUCAAGAACUUGGCAUGCUGUUGUUUAGAAUUUUUUUUAAGAAUUUCUUCCAAAAAAAGUCAUUUUUGUGAA
Messenger RNA from Selaginella moellendorffii, 1789 nucleotides. Its product is annotated as O-fucosyltransferase 20. The transcript has 6 exons. Gene Ontology annotation, cellular component: cytoplasm. The record is from RefSeq and is a predicted model, not a curated record. The coding region runs from base 81 to 1745 and encodes 554 amino acids. NCBI's taxonomy places the organism in Eukaryota, Viridiplantae, Streptophyta, Lycopodiopsida, Selaginellales, Selaginellaceae.